Molecule: messenger RNA, 747 nt
Organism: Olea europaea var. sylvestris
Lineage: Eukaryota; Viridiplantae; Streptophyta; Magnoliopsida; Lamiales; Oleaceae
Exons: 4
Coding region: 1-747 (248 amino acids)
Source: RefSeq, a predicted model, not a curated record
AUGUCCUUGUCUAAGACCCCGCCGAAGUCAGUCACCGACCUACUCACACGGGCUGAGAAGUUCAUCAAUAUGGAAGAAACUAUGACCCCAAAAAGGAAAGCUACCACAUCAGGGAGGUUGGAUCAGAAAAGGCCGCAUAAGUCCAGCUUAAGACAAGAGACACCUAGGGACAAACCAAGGAAGGAUCCUCCUUCAACGUCUUUUAACCAUUUGAAUACUUCAAGGUCCAACAUCCUGAUGGAAAUCAAGGACUCUAGGGAACUAAAGUGGCCUCCCCGAUUGCGAUUUUCUCCCGAUACUCGUGACAAGAGUAAAUACUCGCCGAGGAAUAAUCAGAAUGGAGGCAAAGGCCUAGAAGAUCGGGGAAACAAGCAACCAACCGCAGGCACUAUCAAUAUCAUUGUCAGAGGAACAGCCUCGGGAGGAGAUUUUAGUAGCGGGCGUAAACAGUAUGCCAAGCAGCCUCCAAUCAUCUUGAGACCAGAUCUUGGCCGUACAGAGGACAUCACUUUUGGAACAGAUGACCUGGAAGGCAUAGCGUUCCCUCAUGAUGAUGCCCUUGUCAUAUCGGCCAUCAUCGCCAACUUUGAAGUCAAGAGAAUUAUGGUAGAUAACGGAAGUGCAGCAAACAGCAACUCAAGCCAGUUAAAACACCCCUCUAAGGAUUUGGAGGUGGGGUCAUCACCCCGGAAGAAUUUGAGCUAUUGUCUCAACUUUCCACCUGGCUAUAAAAUUCCCUACCUCUAA